AUGUCUCACCACGGGUCCGCGUAUAGGCCUCCGCUACCACCACGGAGCCCUCGAACCUCGUUCGGAGCGUCGUCAAACCCGGAGUACUCAUAUUUCCCUCCGCCGCCUCCCGGUUCUCCGUUCAGCGCAACUGUAUCAAAUGGCCUAUAUGCAAGCGGACCUCCAAUACCUCCUCGACCACAAGGUUUCCAAACUAGCCACAGUCCGUCAAUCGGCGGCCAUCAUGGCAUAUCACCGUCACCGUCACCUUUGUUAGCACCUCCAGGGCACGCCAGGCCAGGGUACUCAAGCUUUCCACCUCCUGUGUCUCCACAUAGAGCACAGGUACUGCAUCAUAUACAUGCACCACCACCAUUACCACCUCGAAGCCAGCUUCAUGCCCAUGGAUCACAAGUGAACGCUUGUCCAGGCUACACGCCGACUGCACCAACGCCAACACUAACCCCGAGCGCACUCAGCCCAAACCAGUUGACCAGCUUCCCGCCGCCUCCUCCAGGGCCGCCAUCGAGAAGGACAACACCGUUGCUAGUGCCACACUAUCCAGCGCCGCAGCUACAGCACUCCGUCGUGGAUCUCCCACCGUCAAGUUCGAGGUCGCAACAGGACGACAAUGGCCGAUUCCGGUCCAAAUUCCCACUGCCACCGGACCCUCCUAUGGAUCCGGAGAUACCUAGUUCACCGCCGCCUGCCUAUUCCUUAGUACCCGAGCCAGGCAGUCAAGUAUCAGUAGUGACAACUCCGGCACCACCAACAAGACAUGAUGAACCAGUGUCGUCUCUAGUAUCUUCAUCUGACGAUCUACAAACGACGCAUGCCUCGGUGUCAUCUUACACUGCUUUCCCCCCGGCAUCUUUCCCCCAAACAGCGCCUUCACCAUGCUCAUCGUCGUCCGCCCUUCCUGCCUUGGUGCCAUCAGUCCCGUCAAUAACUCCGAUCACUGCUCCAUCGUCCGGAACCAGCUCGGUUUCCAAUCCACAAUCACCAGAUGCAUUAUCAUUCUUCCCGCGUGUCUCGCCUAUGAUACACCGAAAAGACCCGAUCGAGGAAUUGAUGCAAUCUGUGAGCAUUAGCUCCACCCCGGCAUCGGAAGCGUCACCAUUCUACCAGCCAAAUAAGGGAUUAUACUCGCCGUUGUCUACUCCAGUAGAGGAACCCCGGCAGCCUCCAGGGCUUGAGAAUGGAGUCAUUGCGCCUUCAAGACCGCCCAAGAAGCCUCUAUCCGAUGUCCGAACGGCAUCUCAACAGGGAUCCGGGAGCCAAGGCUCUCAUACUUCGUCACCUAUUCAGGACACAUCCUAUUUCCGAAUUCCCCGCAAACCAUGUCCAGCCCCUGCUUCAAACCCUUCAUUAGUUGUCACAUCAUGCAUUGAUACUCCAAUGACGUUCGCUUCCACAUGGUAUUCACAUCCUGGUGCCCCUGAGUUCCUGAUAUGCCUACGUUGCUACAUGGACCACAUAUUCGAUACCGGGUUCGCGGACGCAUUUCAGGAGUUCAACUUUGAUGAUGGAAAGCCUCGAGUAUGCCGCUUCAGCAAGCCCCGGGUGAAAGAACACAUCUUCCCUCGGGCUGUUUCGACCUCCUACCUUCAGCCUCUUAUAGACCACAUGCGCCGUCGGCCUGGCAUUCCUGACUGUCGUGGUGCAGAUGGUGUUCUUGGCACCGUCGCUUCCACAGUAAAUAUCAAGUGGUAUAACACGCCAGAUAAUUCCAUCCCUGGUUUCCUAGCUUGCGAAGCCUGCUACGAGGACUAUUCGGCUUGUGCUCCGGGUCUCUCGACCUUCCUGCAGCCACACCAUCACGCACAGGGUCCCCAGGAUACCUGGGCAUGCGACUUCGCGCUACCCUUCAUACAGAAACAAUACGAAGCCGACAGUAAAAAUGCUGAUACCAGAGAUGGAUGGAACAACUUCGCGAUCGAGGCAAAGGCACGAAUAAACUGCCCUCCCUGUGGCCAAGCCAGGAGCAUCAGGAGCCGUGGCAGAAACUGGUUUCAGCCAAUUGCCGGCCCGGCAGGUAUCAUAAUAUGUGCUUCUUGCUAUUUUGAUCAUGUUGUACACUCAGGCGAAGAGUCCAAAUGGCAUGUUGCACCAGGACUUACCGAAGCAAAUGACAUGCAAGUCCGUUGUUCGAUGGGUGGACGGUUUAACAUCCGCCUUGUGAUGGCGCGCGCGCAUGAGGUCAAAGAUUUCUCCGUCUUCUGGGACGCCAUGAAAAAACUUGAGAACCACCCACUGUGCCAGGAUGAAGGCAUUCACGAUGCUCAAUGGUGGACGCUGCCUAAUCAGCCGGAGGAAUUCCAGAUAUGCGGGGCAUGCUAUGACGCAAUCUGCCAGCCGCUGGGCGUGAAGCAAUUUUUCAGGAAGAAAUCAGCACUCUCGGGAGGCGCUGUGCGUUGUUGCUUUAACAUUGCUCAUCCGCGAUUACGAAACUAUUUGCCGAAGCUCCUUGAGAUGUACACUACGCAAAAUCCAACAGCGCUAGUUGAGUAUGCUGCUAUGUAUGCGGCUAUCCCCCCUUGUGGGAGAGACGAGGCGAGAACCAAAGCAUCAUGGUAUGGAUGGGACGAUUGUCGGAUCUGUACCGAGUGUUUCCACGACUUCGCAAAGCAACAUCGCACACUAGCGGAUCAAAUGACGCUGAGAAAUAAAUGGAUCGAGGGGGGUGCCAUGUGCGAGAUGUAUUCGCCACGCAUGAGACAGUUGUACCUUAACUGCUCCCAGAAGACACCUGCUGGCUUGGACGAGCUGCUCCGAAUCUCGAUCCACAGGCGUCAGAUGUACUACCAGACAGUCCCGCAAAUCAAGCAAUUGAUACAGCAGCAGAAACUCGCGCUAGGCCAGCAAAGAAUGCUCAACAGUUUGAGCAGCUUUCAUACCAAUAUUGGACAGCUGCAACAAAUUACACUUGGCUCAGCAUACACGUACUCUUCCCCAGGAGUGGGCAGCUUCAACACUAUGGAUGAGCUACAGGGUGCGAGAUUUGGACAACAGGCCAUGGGAGUCGUGGCUGGAUCACACGAUGCUGUGGGUAUCGUAACAGUACUAGAGAAACAGUGGAGAGCCGUCGAAUAG
This is a messenger RNA of Truncatella angustata, 3072 nucleotides long. RefSeq lists its product as uncharacterized. NCBI's taxonomy places the organism in Eukaryota, Fungi, Ascomycota, Sordariomycetes, Amphisphaeriales, Sporocadaceae. The record is from RefSeq and is a predicted model, not a curated record. The transcript has a single exon. Bases 1 to 3072 code for a protein of 1023 amino acids.